This is a messenger RNA of Cyphellophora attinorum, 1689 nucleotides long. Its product is annotated as putative HC-toxin efflux carrier TOXA. Gene Ontology annotation, molecular function: transmembrane transporter activity. Gene Ontology annotation, biological process: transmembrane transport. Bases 1 to 1689 code for a protein of 562 amino acids. Lineage: Eukaryota; Fungi; Ascomycota; Eurotiomycetes; Chaetothyriales; Cyphellophoraceae. The transcript has 4 exons. The record is from RefSeq and is a predicted model, not a curated record.
AUGGCGUCAUCAACACCCAUUGAAAAGACCGACAGCAGGCCCCAGGUACGGGACGUCCCCUCGGAACACUCCAGCACCAUGGAAAGCGGCAAGGAGGACGAGAUAACCGUCGUCAAGACGAGAACACAGGAAGAGCAAGCGAUUCAUGACAUGUACCCGCACGGCGCUCGCCUGGCCGCAAUCGUCGUCUCUCUUCUUCUGGUAAUGUUCCUGGUGGCAAUCGACAACACAAUCCUCGGCACUGCCAUUCCUAAGAUCACCGACGAGUUCCAGGACAUCAACAAGGUUUCAUGGUACGGCGCUGCUUAUUUCAUGACCUUCGGCGGCUUCCAGUCGUCAUGGGGCAAAUUCUUCAAGUACUUCCACUUGAAGUUCUGGUUUCUUGUCGCCAUCUUGAUCUUUGAGGUUGGGUCGCUGGUGUGCGGUGUCGCAAAGAAUCCCACUACCUUGAUCAUCGGACGAGCAGUUGCUGGUGUUGGCGGCGCUGGACUCGCAGUCGGCGUCUUCACGAUCAUCGCUUUCGCCGCCGAGCCAAAGGUUCGACCUCAGUUGACUGGAUUGAUCGGGUCUGCCUAUGGCAUCGCUGCUGUGUUGGGACCGUUGAUGGGCGGAGCAUUCACUGAUAAGGUGUCAUGGCGUUGGUGCUUCUACAUCAACCUGCCUAUUGGUGGUCUCGCGGCUGCUUUCGUCUUCAUUUUCUUCAAGACGCCAGAACACUCGAAGCCUGUGGAAGCACCCAUGAAGGAGAAGAUCCUGCAGCUUGACCUCCUGGGUACCGCGCUCAUGAUGGGCGCGAUCGUGUCGUAUCUUCUCGCAUUACAGUACGGCGGGCAGACUCAUGCCUGGGACAGCAGUGUUGUCAUUGGCCUCCUGGUCGGCGUUCCUGCAAUCCUGGCUGUGUUCACUGCUUGGGAGUGGUAUCAGGGAGAGCGAGCUAUGAUUGUUGGCCGAAUACUGAGACAUCACUACGUCUGGACCGGCUCGGUCUACAUGCUUUUCUUCGCCGGUGCCUAUUUCGUCGUCCUCUACUACCUCCCGAUCUACUUCCAAUCCAUCCACAAUGCCUCGGCGAUCGGCUCGGGUGUUCGCAUGCUUGCCAUGAUCAUCCCGCUCACCAUCGCUGUCAUCGUCCAAGGCUUCGCCCUCAUGGCCAUUGGCAUUGUACCUCUCUUCUGGAUCUUCGGCGGCUGCGUGGCAGCUGUUGCCUCUGGACUGUUCUACACCAUGGAUGGAAGUACCGGCACAGGCAAGUGGAUCGGCUAUCAGAUUCUCUUUGGCUUCAUCGCCGGUUGGACGUUCCAAUGUGCGAUCCAGAACGCACAGGUGCACGCGAAGAUGGAAGAGAUGAGUAUCGUCUCGGCCACUGUCAACUUCUUCAUGACAAUCGGUGGCGCGCUCUUCCUCUCUGCAGCACAGUGCGCCUUCAACAACGAACUCCUCCGCAAAGUCGCCGUCACCUUGCCCGACGUUGACCCGCUCCUGGCGCUAGGCACUGGUGCAACUCAGAUCCGCGAAGUGUUCACAGGUGAUCAGCUUCCGCUCAUUCUGGACGCAUACACGGAUGGUCUGAAGUCGGUGUGGGCGAUCUGCAUUGCCGCAUUCGGCAUCGCUGCCAUCGUCGGAGCUUUCGGAAACUGGAAGAGGAUCGAUGCCGGCGCCCUCAAGGCUGCUGCCGGUGGCGCGGCAUAG